AUCUGAGUAUAUGUGUGGCGAACGUGGAGGAGCGCAGCGCAGAGGAGGAGCUGCCAAACCAGAAAUUCUGACAGAACAGAGUGACAGCAGAGCGGAGCGGAGUGCAGAAGAGCGUCGGUAGCAAAUCAUCACUUCUCUGUUUGUGGAUUUACUCCGUCUCGGGCACUGCACGCAUAGGAGCGCCAGUGCGUGAAACAAAAUGGGAAAUCUCUUUAGCCCUUAGAAGACCGUGUGACUGGGUAUGAGUUAAAGUGAAAACUUUGGAGCAUCUGAAAUGAUGAACUCCACCGCGGCACCGGGCAGGUUCCCGCCGCCGACUAUCCCAUCCAUAAUGUUCAUUUUUGGGGUAGCGGGUAACGUCAUUGCCAUCGUUGUGCUCCGCAUAUCCCGUAAGGAGCAAAAGGAGACGACUUUCUACACGCUGGUGUGCGGGUUGGCAGUCACCGACCUGUUGGGUACGCUGCUCGUCAGCCCCGUUACCAUAGCCACAUAUAUGAAGGGCGCGUGGCCCGGAAAGGAGCCUUUGUGCCAAUAUUACGCAUUUAUUUUGCUCUUCUUCUUCUUGGUGCAGUUGGGUAUCGUGUUUGCUAUGUCUGUUGAGCGGUACCUGGCCAUCAACCACGCAUUAUACUACAACCAAUACGUCAACCAAAAAGUGGCUGCGGUCACUCUUUUGGCCAUUUACAUGUUUAGUGCACUCGUGUGCUCAAUGCCCUGUUUGGGACUGGGACAAGUCAAGGUGCAGGUACCGGGGACAUGGUGCUUUAUAGACUGGCACAGUAAUCACACCUCCACUGCUACUUACAACUUAGUUUACGCUGGACUAAACUCGGUGAUAGUGCUGGCUACUGUCAUCUGUAAUGUACUUGUGUGUGGGGCCCUCAUCGUUAUGCACCGGCGCUUCAUCCGUCGCACAUCUCUGGGCGCAGACCCAAGGCGCGCAGCUGAGAUCAGGAGCAGCAGAAGGAGCUUUCGCAGACUGGCCGGAGCUGAGAUUCAAAUGGUGAUCCUCCUCAUAGCCACAUCUGCGGUGGUUUUGAUCUGCUCUAUACCUUUAGUGGUCGGGAUCUUUAAAAAUCAGAUGCACCAAAAAGAGAAUCCUCCCUUCGACCUUCUGGCCGUGCGAAUGGCAUCCAUCAAUCCGAUUCUGGAUCCCUGGGUCUACAUACUACUGCGGAAGACUGUGUUUCUCAAACUCAUGAAGAAAAUAAAGUGUGUGUUCUGUAAAAUGGGGGGCCGUGGCCGCAGAGGUGGUAGGUUUCACUGUGCGGACGGACACCUCUCUUCCUCCAUUGUCUCCCGGGACUCUCCGUCUCUAGUGACCCGUGACCUUCAGGAGUUUGCUUGCACCUCACAGAUAUGCUUGCACUCCCUGGAAAGGACAUCACUGCACUCAUGCUCUGGAGGGACAGCAGGACACUCAGGUUCAUCAACGUGUUCACCAACAGCCAUAGAGGCUGGUGCUGUGGAGGAGGUCAGGAGGGUUAGGAGGGGGCACACAGAGGACACAUUCCACAUAAAGGAAGUUCCUGUUGACCCUGUGCUGCAUGUCACCUUUACAAAUGAGUCCAACAACAUGCAGGAAAAGUGCAUCUAGCGUCAUAGUAUUCAUCAGAAUAUUGAUGAAAGUUCUGUUUGUAUGGUGUUUAUGAAGUUUUAAAAUAAAACAGUGUCUCUUCUCAGUGAGAAGGUCUUAAGGGCCAGUAACAAAGUGGUGAAAUAGGCAGCUACUGCACUUGGUGAUAUGGUGUAUCGUAUCAUUUUCAGUGUUACACUAUUUUGCUGUUCUGCUCUUUUAAUGUAAUGUGAAUAGCCAAUUGUUCCGCUUUACCCUUUACGAUCUAAUGUGACAUAAUUCUAUAUCUAGUAAUUUACCAAAACCUGUAAACCAGUUGAGAUUAUGGUACAACAUGGUUAAUUAAAGUGAGUAAACAAA
Molecule: messenger RNA, 1936 nt
Organism: Boleophthalmus pectinirostris (great blue-spotted mudskipper)
Lineage: Eukaryota; Metazoa; Chordata; Actinopteri; Gobiiformes; Gobiidae
Gene: ptger4b
Product: prostaglandin E receptor 4 (subtype EP4) b
Exons: 2
Coding region: 275-1597 (440 amino acids)
Biological process (GO): positive regulation of cytosolic calcium ion concentration; negative regulation of inflammatory response; inflammatory response
Cellular component (GO): plasma membrane
Molecular function (GO): prostaglandin E receptor activity
Source: RefSeq, a predicted model, not a curated record